GGCCGCUCCCCGCCCCGCUCAGCGCCAUGGCGGGCCCGUGGCGGGGGCUGCUGAGGGCGCGGGGCUGGGCGGCCCUGGCGGGGCUGCGGGCGAGGACGGACAAGUUCGGGGGUGUGAGCGUGGACCUGGGCGAGCUGCGCGGCUCCCCGCGGCUGGAGCGGGCCGCCUUCGGGCGGUGGCUGCGGGAGUCCGUGUCUCAGUGGCGGGAUGAAGGCCGUGUUGCUGUCUGGCUCCAUGUCCCCAUCCUCCAGAGCAGCCUUGUGGCAGUGGCUGCUUCCCAAGGCUUUGCUUUCCACCACGCUGAGCAGGGCUCGUCCACCCUGACACUGUGGCUGGGUGAGGGGCCCAGCAGGCUGCCAGGGUUCGCCACACACCAGCUGGGGGUUGCAGGUGCUGUUCUAGAUGAAAGCACUGGAAAGGUGUUGGUCGUACAAGACAGAAAUAAGACUAUAAACGCAUGGAAAUUUCCAGGAGGUCUGUCUAAUCCAGGAGAAGACAUUGGAGACACAGCAGUUCGAGAGGUUUUUGAAGAGACUGGCAUCAAGUCAGAGUUCAAGUCCAUCCUAAGCAUCAGGCAGCAACACAAGCACCCUGGAGCCUUCGGGAAGUCGGACAUGUACAUCAUCUGCCGCAUGGAGCCCUCCUCCUUCCGCAUCAGCUUCUGCCAGCACGAGUGCCUCCGGUGCGAGUGGAUGGACCUGGAGGAGCUGGCCAGGACGGAAAACGCCACACCCAUCACCAGCAACGUGGCCAAGCUCUUACUGUUCGGGUACCGGGAAGGGUUUGAUAGGAUUGACAUAACCAUGAGGGAGUUCCCAGCUGUCUACACAGGCCUGUUCUACAAGCUCUACCACAGGGAGCUGCCCGAGUCCUACAGAAAUAUGACAUGAUAGCAAUACAUUUCACAUUUCCUUAUAGUAAUAAUUUAGAACUAUUGCAGUGUUGCAUAUUAUAGUUAUCUGUGGACUUCUUUUUAGGUAAUUAUUAGAACAUAAUUAUUCUCUAAUAAGCUAAGAUAUAAAUUAUUUUUAAAGGUAAUUAUUGCUAUGAGUGUGCAUCAGGUUUCUUCUUCUCUACUCCAUAAAGCAAGCACAAGGUAAAUAAAAUGCAUAGGUACCUAGAAGAAAACAAAAGUGUUACUGAUCCUGAAAAUAUAUUCAGCAAGUCAUUUUACCUCCACACACACUGGCACAAUAGCUUUAAAGAGCAAUAUAAAGACAGUAUGGAACAUUCAUGGUUUAAUCUGGCAUUUGCAAAAGUAGUUAUAAUAUCAGCAAAUAAUUGCUUAUAUUUGGCUACUUUGGAGAGGAGUAAGAAAGACGA
Passer montanus (Eurasian tree sparrow) is the source of this 1323-nucleotide messenger RNA. It is a transcript of the gene NUDT6, whose product is annotated as nudix hydrolase 6. Bases 27 to 890 code for a protein of 287 amino acids. The transcript is spliced from 5 exons. Gene Ontology annotation, molecular function: ADP-ribose diphosphatase activity; NADH pyrophosphatase activity; NAD binding. NCBI's taxonomy places the organism in Eukaryota, Metazoa, Chordata, Aves, Passeriformes, Passeridae. The record is from RefSeq and is a predicted model, not a curated record.